Zingiber officinale is the source of this 1268-nucleotide messenger RNA. RefSeq lists its product as uncharacterized. NCBI's taxonomy places the organism in Eukaryota, Viridiplantae, Streptophyta, Magnoliopsida, Zingiberales, Zingiberaceae. The record is from RefSeq and is a predicted model, not a curated record. The transcript has 3 exons. The coding region runs from base 244 to 897 and encodes 217 amino acids.
CUUGGACAAUGGACACGCACGUUAGUGUUCUUUGCAACUGCCCAUGUGACCUACCACUUGGUGACCUCGUGAGCACAUGCAUCUGCAUCAUUUCCCAUCUAUUUAAUUCACCCUCGAUCCCUUUUUGUCGCCUCCUUGCCGUCCUCCUCUUCAAUUCGCAUUUCCCUUCUCCUCCUCCAAUUCCAAAUCCAACCCCAAACUCCUCCCCUGCAAAUUACAAGAGAUAAAUUAAGAGACAUAUACAUGGGCAACGCCAUAGGCGCCAAGAAGAAGUCCGCGAAGGUGAUGAAGAUAGACGGCACUACCUUCAAGGUCAAACCACUCGUCCUGGCCAUGAAGCUGCUCCGCGACCAUCCCGGUCACGACCUCCUCGAAUCCGACGACGUCAAGUGCCACGGCGUACGCGCUAGGCCCCUCCACCCCACCGCCCCACUCAAGCCUGGCAAACUCUACUUCCUAGUGGAGCUUCCCCGCCGGCUGCAGCGCAGAGCCUGGUCGGGGAAUCUCCAGGUAAGCGCCAAGGAGCGGCUGGAGAGCCUCAAGAUCAUCCGCCGCUCCAUGUCAGAUAUGUCGCUGGCCAACGAGGCCUCUGCCUACGCCACCGCCGGUGAUGUCGAGGAGACUAAGGGCGGAGGCGUGCGCAUGCGGGUGAGGCUGCCGAAAGUGCUGGUGGAGAAGCUGAUGCAGGAGAGCAAGGACGCGACUGAGGCGGCAGAGAAGAUCAUGAAGCUUUGCGCCGAGAAGGACUGCGGCGCCACCAGGGCGGUUCACCAGACUCUAUCCUCCGUCAAAUCAGCCCAGCUGCAGGAGUCAUCUCCAUUAACUAAAUGGAGAACAAUUACCGACUCCACAUGGCCACGAGAACCCUUACUCGUGACUCUCACUUUGUCUUCAUAGAAGCACGCAAGGUUUGCUCUCGCGCCAGACGAGAUCAUUGGAUGAUAAAUCUGUUGAGAGACAAGUUUUUAACUCACAUACAUCAAGCAGUGAAGAGAGAUUUGAGGACGAGAAGGAUUGUUGGCGGUGGUGAUACGGUGCGGGUGGAACGUGAGAAGCUGCUGAACAUGGCUUCCUGUUGCCCGUCAAGCUUUCUAUCUUAAUUGUGUUGCUUCUUACCUGCAAACAUAAUUUAUCCUCCAUGUCAUGUAUGGACGGAAGGAUGGAUGGAUGUGGGGUUUUGUUUUUGGCACUGUAAAUCCAGGGCAUCGAUCUCUUAUCUCGGUUGUUAAUUUUCCUUAUUGAUAGUGAUGCCUCUGUUCUUCUUUAUA